Heterotrigona itama is the source of this 1379-nucleotide messenger RNA. The record is from the annotation of a GenBank genome assembly. NCBI's taxonomy places the organism in Eukaryota, Metazoa, Arthropoda, Insecta, Hymenoptera, Apidae.
UAAUUAUAUAAGAAAAUUUAUUAUGAUUCCUAUGCUAUCUCAAAAAAUUAUAGGUAAGGGUGUCGACACCGUAGCAAGCUUUGUGGACUGUGCAAUCCUAGGACUACGUGGUGAUUUGUGUAAUUGUGAUUGUGACAAUUUCGGAGUUGCUGGUUUUUUUGCUAGUGGUAAAUUUUUUCUCAGUGGCUUAAAAAUGAACGAUAAUAAACAAAAUUCACAUGAUGAAGUUCCAGAAAUUAUAAAAAAUGCUGUAUUAGUGCAUAGCUCACCUAUUCCAAUUGAAACUCCUAUUGUGAAAGGAUAUGAUUGGAAUAAGGGAAUUGAUUAUCAUGCUUUAUUUGAAACAUACAAAAAUUCUGGUUUUCAAGCAAGAAAUUUUGGAUUAGCGGUGGAACAAAUUCAGCAAAUGAUUAAUGUUAGAAACAUUCCUCUUGAAGAUGAUGAAAUUGAUAGCUUAGAAGAAGAUGAGUUUAUUCGAAGAAAAUCUUCAUGCACAAUAUUCUUAGGGUAUACAUCAAAUAUGGUUUCAUGUGGAAUUCGAGAUACUAUAAGGUUCCUUGUACAACAUAAAAUGAUUGACUGUAUUGUAACUACAGCAGGUGGUGUAGAAGAAGAUUUGAUCAAAUGCUUAGCACCAACAUAUAUAGGAGAUUUUAAUUUAGAAGGAAAAAGUCUUAGGCAACGUGGUAUUAAUAGAAUAGGAAAUUUGUUAGUACCUAAUGAUAAUUAUUGUUUAUUUGAAGAUUGGGUUAUGCCUAUAUUAGAUACAAUGUUGGCUGAACAACAAAAACGAGGUACACUUUGGACACCAUCUAAAGUGAUAACAAGACUUGGUAGAGAAAUUAAUAAUGAAGAUUCAAUAUAUUAUUGGGCUGCAAAAAAUAAUAUUCCAGUAUUUAGUCCAGCUUUGACAGAUGGCAGCCUUGGUGAUAUGAUGUAUUUCCAUUCCUUUAAGAAUCCAGGCUUGAUUAUAGAUAUAGUUUCAGAUCUUAGGCGAUUAAAUACAGUGGCUAUGAAAGCAAAAAAGAGUGGUAUGAUUAUCAUUGGAGGUGGUGUUGUGAAACACCACAUAUGUAAUGCAAAUCUCAUGAGAAAUGGCGCUGAUUAUUCAGUAUUCAUAAAUACAGCUUCAGAAUUUGAUGGCAGCGACAGUGGUGCUCGUCCAGACGAAGCUAUUUCGUGGGGUAAAAUUCGAAUGGAUGCAAAACCAGUUAAAGUAAGAAUACUUCUCACACUGAAAUACAUUACUUAAAUAACAGAAUAACAUUUUAUUAAUAUUUUAGAUUUAUGCAGAAGCAUCUCUAGUGUUUCCACUUCUUGUUGGAGAAACUUUUGCUCGGCAUUAUUAUUCAACGAGAGAAAAAACUAUUUCAGAUGUU